This is a messenger RNA of Kwoniella botswanensis, 1308 nucleotides long. RefSeq lists its product as uncharacterized. The record is from RefSeq and is a predicted model, not a curated record. The transcript has 7 exons. The coding region runs from base 1 to 1308 and encodes 435 amino acids. Gene Ontology annotation, biological process: secondary metabolite biosynthetic process. Gene Ontology annotation, molecular function: FAD binding. NCBI's taxonomy places the organism in Eukaryota, Fungi, Basidiomycota, Tremellomycetes, Tremellales, Cryptococcaceae.
AUGUCAAUUGAUAAGAAACUCAAGGUAGCCAUCGUAGGUGCUGGGCCAGGAGGUCUGGCCGCUAUAAUCCACUUUCUUCGAGUGCAGAAUGUCGACUUGAGCGUCUUCGAGGCCGCGUGGGAGUUGAGAGAGAUAGGAGCUGGUAUCGGUAUCAACCAAAAUACUUGGAGACACUUGCAAUUGAUGGGGGUGGCAGAGAAGAUUGAACAGUUUACAAACCGAGGGGAUGGAACGAAAAUCGAUGUCGAAAAUAGAAAUGGUACGAGCGGGAAACUGAUAAGCAGAAGAUACCAAAGUACCGAUCCAAAUACACCUGCCAAAUCUCGAAUUGAACGGUACAAGUUACAGAACGCACUUUUAUCCGCCGUUCCAAAAGGGCUUAUUCAGCUCAAUAAACGAUUAGCAGACAUCAAGGAGCGAGAGGAUGGAGUGGUAUUGAUCUUCAAAGAUGGAACAAGUGAAGGUCCCUUUGACCUUGUUAUUGGCGCUGAUGGAAUCCGAUCAGUGACUAGAAGCUAUGCCUUCCCAGAUCACAAGCUAAGUUACACCGGAAAGACUGCUUAUAGAAUUAUAAUACCUGGAGAAGAGGUCGCGCAUAUACCAGGUAUCCCACAAGGUGGGUGCUUUUGGCAUACUAAAGAAACGCAUAUCUACACCAAUCCACUGGACAACGGUCUAUUCGAAAUUGCCACAAGGGCUGUGAUACCUGAUGAGAAUGGGACGAAGGUCAGUUGGGGGACUGAAGUCCCAAGGGAAGAGGUGAUUGGACAUUACACGGGAUACUGCGAGACCAUUAGGAAAAUACUGGACGUACCUAAGAAAUGGCUGGAAUUCGCUAUCUUCGGUGGUCCAAGAUUGGAAUCAGUCAUCCAUGGUGGUAGAAUUGCAUUGCUAGGUGAUGCAUCACACCCGUUAUCGGGUGCUUUCGGUGCUGGAGCUUGUUUCGCAUUCGAAGAUGCAUACGUCUUAUCGAACGCGGUCGAUCAAGCUUUGAAAAAUGGAACAUCUAUCGCAAAUGCUUUGAAAGAAUACGAUGAAUUCAGGGCUCCACAUUAUAAAGCCUUGUAUCAAGUUUUAGAUGGUUAUGCAAGAACUGCUGAAGAAGUCAAGGGCUUGAAUGCUGAGUUGAGCGAUGAUGAAUUCGUCGAGGAAAUCGUCCAAAAAGGUCUAGCGGGUAACACUCGAUGGAUCUACGAGUACGAUGUAACCAAAGUCUGGCAAGAAAAAUUAGAUUCUGCCUUGAAAGGAAAGGACGGCUUAGACACUUCGCUAGCACCGGGUGUGGCAGCAAUCGCUAUCACUGCCUAG